AGAGAGAAACAUGAUAAUUGCAGUACAUGUGUGCAUGCUAAGACCCUAAGAAAUAGCAAGAUUAUUGCAAUACUUAUAUAAGCUUCUAUUCUGACCCAACAUUUGUACUCAGGACAUUAUUUAUACAUUUCAAGUGCUUGCUUGACUCAUUAUAGCUUCUCUCUACGUACGAUCGAUACUUUUUGUUUCUUCAGUGCACAUUCAACAACUGCUGGGAAACUCAUUUAUCAUCUAGAGAUGGUUAAUGAGGGAGAAGUGUCUAGCGGUAAGGAGUGUAAGGUACAGAUAGCGGGUGAUCAUGGAUCGAAAGAGGUACAAAAUCGGAGUGAGCGUGGACUAGUUAGCAGGAUUUGGUUAGGAUUUGCUGGUUUACUGUCUGGGUUCAUGUCAAAAUUAUCGAAGCUUUGGCGUAAUGUUUGCGGAGUAGGAUCUGAGGAUCCGAGAAGGGUUUGUCACUGUUUGAAAGUUGGUUUAGCUCUUACUGUUGUAUCACUCUUUUAUUACAUGAGACCAUUAUAUGAAAGUAUAGGUAGUAAUGCUAUGUGGGCAGUUCUUACUGUUGUUGUAGUUUUUGAAUACACUGUUGGUGCAACACUGGCAAAAGGCUUAAACCGGGUAGCCGGAACUUUUCUUGCUGGAGCUCUAGCUAUUGGCGUUCAUUGGGUUGCAGCUCACUGUGGAGAAACUUUUGAGGCUGCAAUUCUCAGAACCUCGGUCUUCCUUCUCGCUUCGGCAGCUACCUUUUCUAGGUUUAUCCCAAUAGUUAAACAACGAUUCGACUACGGUGCCAUGAUAUUUGUUCUGACAUUCAGCCUGGUUUCUGUUUCGGGGUAUCGUGUUGAAGAGCUGUUUGAAUUAGCUCAUCACCGAUUUUCGACUGUUGUACUUGGAACUGCCAUUUGCAUGCUCAUUUGCAUAUUUGUUCGUCCCGUUUGGGCUGGACAGGAUUUGCACUUUCUCAUUGUCCGUAACUUGGAAAGGAUUUCCGAUUCUUUGGAUGAAUGUGUACUUAAAUACUUCGAAGAUGACAAGACGCUAAUAGAUGGCGACGAAGAACGCUGGAAGAGAAUUCUCAAAUAUAAAUCUGCGCUGAAUACAAAAGGGACGGAAGAUUCUCUGGUGAAUAACUAUCCCAUAUUUCCAAACUGUUUGCAGUUAGUUUCCGGUUUUCUGAAAUGCGUGUUUGCUCGGUCUGUGCAGGCUAAUUUCGCGAGAUGGGAGCCGUCUCAUGGCCAAUUCAGGUUUCAGCAUCCCUGGAAUCAGUACCUGAAAAUCGGGGCCUUGACUCGAAGUUGCGCUUAUUGCAUAGAAGCUCUAAACAGUAGCAUCAAUUCUGAAAUACAUGCACAUGAGAGAGCAAAGAAGCAUCUGAGCAAUGUCUGCAUAAGGUUGAGCUCUCAUUCUUCGGUGGUUCUCAGAGAGCUGACUGUCAUGAUCAAAACAAUGAAGAAAUCUUCAUCCAUAGAGAUUUCAAUCGGAGAGAUGGGUAGCGCAGUGCAAGAACUUCAACAUGCCAUGAAAUGUUUACCUAUCCCACCACUCUUACCGUUACUUGUUAAAUCACAGACGGAGAUAACAGAACUUAGUCCAGCAACACAGGCAAAUACACCUCUGAUGGAGGUUCUAAAUCUUGUCACCAUAACUUCAUUACUGGUGGAAAUUAGUGCGAGAAUUGAAGACAUAGUUGACGCUGUCAAUGAAUUAGCAAGUAUGACUGGUUUCACCGAAUCCACAAUUGAUGAAAAGAAGAAACAACAAAACAAACCUGUUAUGUCAGAUGAUCAAGAAGUGCAAGAUAAAAAUGAAUUGAAGAUUCUUCAACAAGCUUAAGAGUAGUAAUUUUUACUUCUUCGCGUAAGACAGUUUUACCUGUAGUAAUUCUUAUACAAGUGAAAAGAAAUAACUGAGUCAGAUGCUUAUCCAUUCCUUCCCGCUCCCGAUUUAUCAAGAGUCAAAGACCUGUCUUGAAAUAUAGUGCAAAGUCUUCACAGUUGUUUAGAAAAAUAUCAUAGUUACUGGAACCCUUUUGAAGCAGAUACGCACUGACGAAGUUGAACCUGACGGAUUGGGCAACUUACCGGAGCUCGAAGCAGAUGCGUGUGCAGCUUCAAGAUUGAUGGAACACUGACCAUGGUGAAGACGAUUCAAUGAAGCUCCAAUAGCCGAAGAUUCGUCCCGUUCUUGUGGGAAAUGUAUCCCGUUCUUGUGUAAAAUGUACUACUUCAUCUCCUCCCAUGUAGAUUCCUUGAUUAGUUGAAGUCAAAACAAAAUCAGAACAAAUACAAUCUUCACAUUCCAGG
Messenger RNA from Papaver somniferum (opium poppy), 2300 nucleotides. Its product is annotated as aluminum-activated malate transporter 10-like. Gene Ontology annotation, cellular component: plant-type vacuole membrane. The record is from RefSeq and is a predicted model, not a curated record. Gene Ontology annotation, biological process: malate transport. The transcript is spliced from 4 exons. The coding region runs from base 238 to 1830 and encodes 530 amino acids. NCBI's taxonomy places the organism in Eukaryota, Viridiplantae, Streptophyta, Magnoliopsida, Ranunculales, Papaveraceae.